Hemibagrus wyckioides is the source of this 3874-nucleotide messenger RNA. RefSeq names its product carboxylesterase 2b (gene ces2b). The coding region runs from base 199 to 3444 and encodes 1081 amino acids. The record is from RefSeq and is a predicted model, not a curated record. The transcript is spliced from 25 exons. NCBI's taxonomy places the organism in Eukaryota, Metazoa, Chordata, Actinopteri, Siluriformes, Bagridae.
UUGGCGUGCCCAAGUCAUUUCAUUUCCACAGCAAAAUAUCUGCGUUAAAAGAAUAGCUCGUUAAAAGUAUAUACUUAUGAGUCACGUAUGUUGCAGUCAAAGUUCACUCUCACCGCCUGGUUAUGUAACACCGUUGUUUAAUGAGAGCUCAGAUCAGACAGAGUGCCUGAAACGAGCUCUGCAGCUGUACCUGCAGCCAUGAGGACCUUCACUGUGCUUCUCUGGAGUUUAUUAGGAGCUAAUGUUAUAAUCUCAGCGACAGCCAAUGAUGCCCCAAUUGUGCAGACUAAACAUGGAGCUUUAAAAGGUGAGUUGAUGAGAGCUAAAGGGAAGGACACAGUUAUCCACAGCUACCUGGGUGUGCCGUUUGCGAAGCCACCUGUGGGACCAUUAAGACUCUCAGCCCCACAACCUGCAGAACAAUGGCAAGGAGUGAGAGACGCAACAAAGCAGCCAUACAUGUGUGUGCAAAACAGGGAGCUACUUGUGAAUUUAACUAAACAAUUUUCCAUGACCUUGGAAGUUCCUGAAAUGUCAGAGGACUGCCUUUACCUCAACAUUUAUACACCCGCUAAACCAAGUGAAGAAGCCAAACUGCCUGUCAUGGUUUGGAUCCAUGGUGGAGGCUUUUCAUGUGGCUCAGGUUCCAUUUUUGAUGGACACGCACUGGCAGCCUAUCAGAAUGUUGUUGUAGUGCUAAUCCAGUACAGGCUUGGCUUACUUGGAUUUUUCAGCACAGGAGACGAACAUGCUCCAGGAAACUACGGCCUUUUGGAUCAGGUGGCUGCUCUUCAGUGGGUUCAGGAGAAUAUCCACAGCUUUGGAGGUGAUCCUGGAUCAGUUACCAUCUUUGGAGAGUCUGCAGGAGGGGCCAGUGUGUCUUACCAUAUAUUGUCGCCAUUGUCUGCUGGCCUCUUCCAAUAUGCCAUAGCAGAGAGUGGCACUGCUAAAAUGGAUGCUCUUUUUACUACCAGCCCUUUAUCAAUGGCUCAGGCUGUGGUUAAUGUAUCUGGGUGUGACGCUUCCAGCUCAAAGCAGAUUGUUGACUGUGUUAUGCAACUGUCAGAGGAGGACCUUUUGACGAUUGCUAAAAGGGUUGACUUAUAUUUUAAAGUGACACAGGAUGGACGAUUCUUUCCUAAAAGUGUGGAUGAACUUCUGCAAAACAAAGAGUUCAGCAAAGUGCCAUUAAUUACAGGGAUAACUAAUGAUGAAGGAGGUGUUGGACUCCUUAGUUUCCUUGCUCCACCUGGAUGGACUGAAGGAAUGGACAGAGAAUAUGUGGUGUCAUUUAUGCCUUUCUUUUUUCCUGAUCCGAGUGAUCAAUGGCUUCAUGGAAUAGUAGUGAAUGAGUACAUGGGAACCACGAAUGAUCGGAUUCAAAUCCGAGAUGGCUUCAGAGAGAUGUGUGGAGACAUUUUGUUUAACGCUCCUGCUCGUAAAGUAGCAAAACUACAUAAAGAUUCUGGAGCACCAGUUUUCAUGUAUGAAUUCCAGCACACUUAUAAUGAAUUCCAGAAAAAGAGGCCAAGUUUUACAGGAAGUGACCAUGGAGAUGAGCUCAUCUUUGUUUUUGGUGUAUGUUUUUUAAAUGGUCACAUUAAGGUAGAUGGUCAGUUCACAGAAGAAGAGAAUAAACUUUGUAGAACUAUGAUGGCCUACUGGGGGAACUUUGCUCGCACUGGGUCUCCAAACGGACCAGGCCUGACCCCAUGGCCUGAGUUUGGAGCUGAAGCUGAGUAUCUGAGCAUUGGCCUGGAACAAAAGCCUGAAAAGAACUUGAAGGAAAAGCACUAUUCAUUUAUAUCCCAGACUCUGCCACGGUUAAGGAAUGAGAAAAAAAAUGGCCCAGUUGUGCAGACUAAAUAUGGAGCUCUAAAAGGUGAGAUUGUGACGGCUAUAGGGAAGGACACGGUUGUUUACAGCUACCUGGGUGUACCGUUUGCAAAGCCACCUGUGGGACCUUUAAGAUUCACUGCAGCCCAACCUGCAGAAGAAUGGAAAGGAGUAAGAGAUGCCACAAAACAGCCAUACAUGUGUAUACAAAACAGGGAUGCAAGUGUUGAGCUCUUCCGCAAUUUAUCAAUCAGUGUGGAAUUUCCUGAAGUGUCAGAAGACUGCCUGUACCUCAACAUUUACACUCCAGCAAAACCUGGUGAAGAAGCCAAACUACCUGUCAUGGUUUGGAUUCAUGGUGGAGGACUGAGCAUCGGUUCUGCAUCUGUCUACGAUGGAUCAGUUUUGUCUGCCUACCAGAAUGUAGUUGUUGUGCUUAUCCAGUACAGGCUGGGUUUGUUCGGAUUCUUUAGCACAGGGGAUGAACAUGCUCCAGGAAACUAUGGCCUUUUGGAUCAGGUGGCUGCUCUUCAGUGGGUUCAGGAGAACAUCCACAGCUUUGGAGGUGAUCCUGGAUCAGUCACCAUCUUUGGAGAGUCUGCAGGAGGGGCCAGUGUGUCUUUUUUGCUUCUCUCUCCAUUGUCUACUGGACUGUUCCAUCGUGCAAUUGCAGAAAGUGGCACUGCAAUAAUGAAAGGCAUUGUGAAGGAUCCCUUACCAACAGCCCAGCUUGUGGCUAACAUCUCAGGCUGUGACAUCAGUAGCACACGAAAAAUUGCGGAGUGCAUUAAGCGCUGGCCGACAGAGGAUGUGAUAGCACUUUCGAAAGAGAGGAUGUUUUUGCCGUUUGUAGUGACAGUAGAUAAGGUAUUUCUUCCCAAGCCUGUGGAGGAGCUUCUAGAGAACCAGGAGUUCCAUAAAGUACCACUCAUGACUGGUGUGACCAGUGAUGAGUUUGGUUGGUUGCUACCUCGUAUAUUCACACCUUCAGGAUGGGUCGAUGGGAUGGAUAAAGAGCAAGUACUUUCAGUAAUGGCUAUUUUAAACCCUGAUCCCCGUAAUCAGUGGAUUAAUGAACUGGUGAUAGAGGAGUACGUGGGUUCUUCUGCUGACCCAAUCAAAAUUCGGGAUGCUUAUAAAGAGAUGAUGGGAGAUAUGAUCUUUAACAUUCCUGCCCUGACACUGGCUAAAUUGCAUAAAGCUGCUGGUGCUCCAGUUUAUCUGUAUGAGUUCCAGCAUCCACCCAGCAUCAUUCAAGUUACCAGGCCCAGCUUUGUCGGAUCCGAUCAUGGAGAUGAACUUAUCUUCAUUUUUGGCUUGUGCUUCGGGAAUGCCCACUUGAAGACAACCGCCUCAUUGACAAAGGAAGAAAAUGAGCUGUGUAGGACAGUCAUGGCUUACUGGGGUAACUUUGCUCGUACUGGGUCUCCAAAUGGACCAGGCCUGACACCAUGGCCUGAGUUUGAAGCUGAAGCUGAGUAUCUGGGCAUUGGCCUGGAACAGAAGCCUGGCAAGAAUUUUAAGUCUGAGCAUUACAUCUUCAUGACUGAGAAGCUUCCAGAGUUGGUGGCUGCUGCUGAGGAGAAAAAUGAGCAUGCUGAGCUGUAGCUGAUGAUUAUAUAGUCCAUCUCUCAACGGUUCUUAAAUGGGUGCCCCAAAGGGAUCAACUAAAGUAUCUAUAAAAAAGUCUUCAAAAUUUUUUAAAAGGGAAACAGAACAGCUGAUCAUACAAAUAACCCUCAAAGAACUAAAUGAAUUAAAUGAGGCAGAAACUCAUAUAUUCAGAUUCCAUAAAUCUUAUUGCUUUAUUGAAGAGACAGCUGUGUAUUUGAGGUGUUAUUUAUCUAACAAUUGAGGUGCUCUAAAUGUAAGCAUGAACCAUUUGGUGGAGAGGGAAAGUCUUCAUUAACUAUAGAUCAAAAUCUCACUUAAGCCAUUAUUUCAGAAGGUUUAGUGACAUGAACUUUACAUCAUGUUUUGUGAAACUGAUAAAAUGAUGAAACUGAACUAAACGAUUAAAAAAAAAGUGUUUAAAAAA